GCAGGAAGAAGGCGGGGCAAAGAUGGCGGCGCAGCGCUCGGCGGGGGCGAGGAGCGGCGGGGGCUGCGGGGCGGUGGGACGUUGACCCCGCCCCCUACUGCUGCCAGUCUGCGCCGGGCUGCUGUGGCGGCGGAGACCCGAACAUGGCGACCGCGCGCACCUUCGGGCCCGAGCGGGAAGCCGAGCCGGCCAAGGAAGCGCGCGUUGUGGGCUCGGAGCUUGUGGACACUUAUACGGUUUACAUCAUCCAGGUCACUGAUGGCAGCCAUGAGUGGACAGUAAAGCACCGCUACAGCGACUUCCAUGACCUGCAUGAAAAGCUCGUUGCAGAGAGAAAGAUUGAUAAAAAUCUGCUUCCGCCUAAAAAGAUAAUUGGGAAAAACUCAAGAAGCUUGGUGGAGAAGAGGGAGAAGGAUCUGGAGGUCUACCUCCAGAAACUCCUGGCUGCCUUCCCUGGCGUGACCCCCAGAGUGCUGGCCCACUUCUUGCAUUUUCACUUCUAUGAGAUAAAUGGCAUCACCGCGGCACUGGCUGAAGAGCUCUUUGAGAAAGGAGAACAGCUCCUGGGGGCCGGCGAGGUCUUUGCUAUUGGACCCCUGCAGCUGUAUGCCGUCACGGAGCAGCUGCAGCAGGGAAAGCCCACGUGCGCCAGUGGGGAUGCCAAGACCGACCUUGGGCACAUCCUGGACUUCACCUGUCGCCUUAAGUACCUUAAGGUUUCUGGCACAGAAGGACCUUUUGGGACCAGCAACAUUCAGGAGCAGCUCCUGCCGUUCGACCUAUCAAUAUUCAAGUCCCUGCAUCAGGUGGAGAUAAGUCACUGUGAUGCUAAGCACAUCAGAGGGCUGGUCGCAUCGAAGCCCACCUUAGCCACGCUGAGUGUCCGCUUCUCAGCAACCUCUAUGAAGGAAGUCCUUGUUCCUGAAGCCUCAGAAUUUGAUGAGUGGGAGCCUGAAGGCACAACCCUAGAAGGCCCUGUGACUGCCGUCAUCCCCACUUGGCAGGCAUUGACCACGCUUGACCUGAGCCACAACAGCAUCUCUGAGAUCGACGAGUCUGUGAAACUGAUCCCAAAGAUUGAGUUCCUGGACCUGAGUCACAAUGGAUUGCUGGUUGUGGACAAUCUGCAGCACCUGUAUAACCUUGUGCAUCUGGACCUGUCCUACAACAAGCUCUCCUCCUUGGAAGGGCUUCACACCAAGCUGGGGAACAUCAAGACCUUAAACCUGGCAGGCAACCUCCUAGAGAGUCUGAGUGGCCUGCACAAGCUCUACUCACUGGUCAACCUGGAUCUCCGGGACAACAGGAUCGAACAGAUGGAGGAGGUCCGGAGCAUAGGCAGCCUCCCGUGUCUGGAGCACGUGUCUCUGCUGAAUAACCCUCUGAGCAUCAUCCCCGACUACCGGACCAAGGUGCUGGCUCAGUUCGGAGAGAGGGCCUCAGAGGUCUGUCUGGAUGACACAGUGACCACAGAGAAGGAGCUGGACACUGUGGAAGUGCUGAAAGCAAUUCAGAAAGCCAAGGAGGUCAAGUCCAAACUGAGCAACCCAGAGAAGAAGGGUGGUGAAGACUCCCGGCUCUCAGCUGCCCCCUGCAUCAGACCCAGCAGCUGUCCUCCCACUGUGGCUCCCGCAUCUGCCUCCCUGCCCCAGCCCAUCCUCUCCAACCAAGGAAUCAUGUUCGUUCAGGAGGAGGCCCUGGCCAGCAGCCUCUCGUCCACCGACAGUCUGACUCCCAUGGACCAGCCCAUUGCCCAGGGAUGCUCUGAUUCCUUGGAGUCCAUCCCUGCAGGACAGGCAGCUUCCGAUGAUUUAAGGGACGUGCCAGGAGCUGUUGGUGGUGCAAGCCCAGAACAUGCCGAGCCGGAGGUCCAGGUGGUGCCGGGGUCUGGCCAGAUCAUCUUCCUGCCCUUCACUUGCAUUGGCUACACGGCCACCAAUCAGGACUUCAUCCAGCGCCUGAGCACACUGAUCCGGCAGGCCAUCGAGCGGCAGCUGCCUGCCUGGAUCGAGGCUGCCAACCAGCGGGAGGCGGGCCAGGGUGAACAGGGCGAGGAGGAGGAUGAGGAGGAGGAGGAAGAGGAGGACGUUGCUGAGAACCGCUACUUCGAAAUGGGGCCCCCAGACGUGGAGGAGGAGGAGGAAGGAGGCCAGGGGGAGGAAGAGGAGGAGGAGGAAGAGGAGGAUGAAGAGGCCGAGGAGGAGCGCCUGGCUCUGGAAUGGGCCCUGGGCGCGGACGAGGACUUCCUCCUGGAGCAUAUCCGCAUCCUCAAGGUGCUGUGGUGCUUCCUGAUCCAUGUGCAGGGCAGUAUCCGCCAGUUCGCUGCCUGCCUUGUGCUCACCGACUUCGGCAUCGCAGUCUUCGAGAUCCCACACCAGGAGUCUCGGGGCAGCAGCCAGCACAUCCUCUCCUCCCUGCGCUUUGUCUUCUGCUUCCCACAUGGCGACCUCACCGAGUUUGGCUUCCUCAUGCCGGAGCUGUGUCUGGUGCUCAAGGUACGGCACAGUGAGAACACACUCUUCAUCAUCUCGGACGCCGCCAACCUGCACGAGUUCCACGCGGACCUGCGCUCAUGCUUUGCACCCCAGCACAUGGCCAUGCUGUGUAGCCCCAUCCUCUACGGCAGCCACACCAGCCUGCAGGAGUUCCUGCGCCAGCUGCUCACCUUCUACAAGGUGGCUGGCGGCUGCCAGGAGCGUAGCCAGGGCUGCUUCCCCGUCUACCUGGUCUACAGUGACAAGCGCAUGGUGCAGACGGCCGCCGGGGACUACUCAGGCAACAUCGAGUGGGCCAGCUGCACGCUCUGUUCAGCCGUGCGGCGCUCCUGCUGCGCGCCCUCUGAGGCCGUCAAGUCCGCCGCCAUCCCCUACUGGCUGUUGCUCACGCCCCAGCACCUCAACGUCAUCAAGGCCGACUUCAACCCCAUGCCCAACCGUGGCACCCACAACUGUCGCAACCGCAACAGCUUCAAGCUCAGCCGCGUGCCGCUCUCCACUGUGCUGCUGGACCCCACACGCAGCUGCACCCAGCCUCGGGGCGCCUUUGCUGAUGGCCACGUGCUAGAGCUGCUCGUGGGGUACCGUUUUGUCACUGCCAUCUUCGUGCUGCCCCACGAGAAGUUCCACUUCCUGCGCAUCUACAACCAGCUGCGGGCCUCGCUGCAGGACCUGAAGACUGUGGUCAUCGCCAAGACCCCUGGGACGGGAGGCAGCCCCCAGGGCCCCUUUGCGGAUGGCCAGCCUGCCGAGCGCAGGGCCAGCAAUGACCAGCGUCCCCAGGAGAUCCCAGCAGAGGCUCUGGCCCCAGCCCCAGCAGAAGUCCCAGCUCCAGCCCCUGCAGCAGCCUCAGCCUCAGGCCCAGCGAAGACUCCGGCCCCAGCAGAGGCCUCAACUUCAGCUUUGGUCCCAGAGGAGACCCCAGUGGAGGCUCCAGCCCCACCCCCAGCCGAGGCCCCUGCCCAGUACCCGAGUGAGCACCUCAUCCAGGCCACCUCGGAGGAGAAUCAGAUCCCCUCGCACUUGCCUGCCUGCCCGUCGCUCCGGCACGUCGCCAGCCUGCGGGGCAGCGCCAUCAUCGAGCUCUUCCACAGCAGCAUUGCUGAGGUGGAAAACGAGGAGCUGAGGCAUCUCAUGUGGUCCUCGGUGGUGUUCUACCAGACCCCAGGGCUGGAGGUGACCGCCUGCGUGCUGCUCUCCACCAAGGCUGUGUACUUUGUGCUCCACGACGGCCUCCGCCGCUACUUCUCAGAGCCACUGCAGGAUUUCUGGCAUCAGAAAAACACCGACUACAACAACAGCCCUUUCCACAUCUCCCAGUGCUUCGUGCUAAAGCUUAGUGACCUGCAGUCAGUCAAUGUGGGGCUUUUCGACCAGCAUUUCCGGCUGACGGGUUCCACCCCGAUGCAGGUGGUCACGUGCUUGACGCGGGACAGCUACCUGACGCACUGCUUCCUCCAGCACCUCAUGGUCGUGCUGUCCUCUCUGGAACGCACGCCCUCGCCGGAGCCUGUUGACAAGGACUUCUACUCUGAGUUUGGGAACAAGACCACAGGGAAGAUGGAGAACUACGAGCUGAUCCACUCCAGUCGCGUCAAGUUCACCUACCCCAGUGAGGAGGAGAUUGGGGACCUGACGUUCACUGUGGCCCAAAAGAUGGCUGAGCCAGAGAAGGCCCCAGCCCUCAGCAUCUUGCUGUACGUGCAGGCCUUCCAGGUGGGCAUGCCACCCCCUGGGUGCUGCAGGGGCCCCCUGCGCCCCAAGACACUCCUGCUCACCAGCUCCGAGAUCUUCCUCCUGGAUGAGGACUGUGUCCACUACCCACUGCCCGAGUUUGCCAAAGAGCCGCCGCAGAGAGACAGGUACCGGCUGGACGACGGUCGCCGCGUCCGAGACCUGGACCGAGUGCUCAUGGGCUACCAGACCUACCCGCAGGCCCUCACCCUCGUCUUCGAUGAUGUGCAGGGUCAUGACCUCAUGGGCAGUGUCACCCUGGACCACUUUGGGGAGGUGCCAGGUGGCCCGGCUAGAGCCGGCCAGGGCCGUGAAGUCCAGUGGCAGGUGUUUGUCCCCAGUGCUGAGAGCAGAGAGAAGCUCAUCUCGCUGUUGGCUCGCCAGUGGGAGGCCCUGUGUGGGCGUGAGCUGCCUGUCGAGCUCACCGGCUAGCCCAGGCCACAGCCAGCCUGUCGUGUCCAGCCUGACACCUACUGGGGCAGGGCAGCAGGCUUUUGUGUUCUCUAAAAAUGUUUUCUCCUCCCUUUGGUACCUUAAUUUGACUGUCCUCGCAGAGAAUGUGAACAUGUGUGUGUGUUGUGUUAAUUCUUUCUCAUGUUGGGAGUGAGAAUGCCGGGCCCCUCCAGGGCUGUUGGUGUGCUGUCAGCCUCCCGCAGGGGGUACAGCCGUGCACACCAGUGUCGUGUCUGCUGUUGUGGGACCGUUGUUAACACGUGACACCGUGGGUCUGACUUUCUCUUCUACACGUCCUUUCCUGAAGUGUCGAGUCCAGUCCUUUGUUGCUGUUGCUGUUGCUGUUGUUGUUGUUGUGGGCAUCUUGCUGCUAAUCCUGAGGCUGGUAGCAGAAUGCACAUUGGAAGCUCCCACCCCAUAUUGUUCUUCAAAGUGGAGGUCUCCCCUGAUCCAGACAAGUGGGAGAGCCCGUGGGGGCAGGGGACCUGGAGCUGCCAGCACCAAGCGUGAUUCCUGCUGCCUGUAUUCUCUAUUCCAAUAAAGCAGAGUUUGACACCGUC
Molecule: messenger RNA, 5242 nt
Organism: Pongo pygmaeus (Bornean orangutan)
Lineage: Eukaryota; Metazoa; Chordata; Mammalia; Primates; Hominidae
Gene: NISCH
Product: nischarin
Exons: 21
Coding region: 144-4661 (1505 amino acids)
Cellular component (GO): cytoplasm
Molecular function (GO): integrin binding; phosphatidylinositol binding
Source: RefSeq, a predicted model, not a curated record